Molecule: messenger RNA, 1361 nt
Organism: Drosophila ficusphila
Lineage: Eukaryota; Metazoa; Arthropoda; Insecta; Diptera; Drosophilidae
Gene: AP-1sigma
Product: AP-1 complex subunit sigma-2
Exons: 5
Coding region: 144-617 (157 amino acids)
Biological process (GO): intracellular protein transport; vesicle-mediated transport
Cellular component (GO): AP-1 adaptor complex; intracellular membrane-bounded organelle; membrane coat
Molecular function (GO): clathrin-cargo adaptor activity
Source: RefSeq, a predicted model, not a curated record
GUGGGCUGUGAACAGCAGCUCUGCAUGAAGAAGAACUAUCCGUGUGUGUUUUUUCGUUGUUGCAUGGAAAAUAGUAAUUUCCAUUAUAUUUUGUAAGCGCAGCAGACGAAAAAACUCAGCUAAACAGAGAAAACACAUUAUAAAUGAUGCUCUUCAUGCUGCUGUUCAGCCGGCAGGGCAAACUGCGGUUACAGAAAUGGUACAUGGCCUAUCCGGACAAGGUAAAAAAGAAGAUCACCCGGGAAUUGGUCACCACGAUACUCGCCCGGAAGCCCAAAAUGUGCUCGUUUCUGGAGUGGAAGGACUGCAAAAUUGUCUACAAGAGGUAUGCCAGUUUGUAUUUUUGUUGCGCCAUCGAGCAGAACGACAACGAGCUGCUGACACUGGAGAUCAUUCAUCGCUACGUGGAGUUGUUGGAUAAGUACUUCGGCAGCGUCUGCGAGUUGGAUAUAAUCUUCAACUUCGAGAAAGCCUACUUUAUCCUGGACGAGCUGCUCAUCGGCGGCGAAAUCCAGGAGACGUCCAAAAAGAAUGUACUUAAGGCGAUUGCCUCGCAGGAUCUGCUCCAAGAGGACGAAGCCGUUGAGGGCACUUUAAGAGACAUUGGACUUCUCUAAAGAACUAGAACACCCUAAAACUUAUGUAGUUGAUAUUACACGCACACAAAACCCAGGCACAGCAAGCACACAUUAACACAAAGACACACAUAUACACCCCAGCGAUAAUGUGUGCUGCACUUGGCACUUUCCAACACUGAUACAUCCACUUGCCAACACUAGUGUGUGUUCUGACUGUUGUACAGCACUGAGGCGCUGAAUAAAAUGCAGAAAAUGAAGAAACAGCGUGAGGUUCCAAAAAGCAAUAAAUCCCAAAAAGCUAAAAAAUAGAUAGUAACAUCAAAACAUCUGGCACGCGGUUUUUCAUACACCUUCUCUCGCAAAUUACACACACAGACACAGAGAUAUUAUAGAUCCAGCAAAGUUCAUGCAAAACAAGCCAACCUCACGUAGUUCCAUCUGGGGUUUUCUCAACUGAAUUAAUAUCCUUCUUCCUAUCUACAUUAUAUAAUCGAAAGAUCAUUCCAAUCAAUCACCAAAUGGGCAAUAACUAAUUUAGUGGGGAUACGCAAUACUAUUCUUACAAUAGAAACAAUUAAGCUUUAAUGUUGAAAAAAAUGAGAACGAUAUAUAAUUGAAAAUUGUAAUAAUCAUCCUUUAGUGGUAACCGAAUAAAGUCUAGUUAUGUAUAUCUACAAAUAUAUAUGUUUAUGUAUGUGUGUUGUACGUUUUAGCCAAAUUUUCUGUGUUUUGUAACUGAAAAAAAAAGUUAAAAUAAAAACCAAGUAUUUUUCAAAAACAUAA